Molecule: messenger RNA, 808 nt
Organism: Balaenoptera ricei (Rice's whale)
Lineage: Eukaryota; Metazoa; Chordata; Mammalia; Artiodactyla; Balaenopteridae
Gene: CXCL6
Product: C-X-C motif chemokine ligand 6
Exons: 4
Coding region: 77-514 (145 amino acids)
Biological process (GO): antimicrobial humoral immune response mediated by antimicrobial peptide; chemokine-mediated signaling pathway; neutrophil chemotaxis
Cellular component (GO): extracellular region
Molecular function (GO): chemokine activity; CXCR chemokine receptor binding
Source: RefSeq, a predicted model, not a curated record
GGGAAUUUCCCAAGCAUCCCAAAGAUUGAAUUUCCUGCCGGGGGUGGGGGGGAAGGGGCGAGUGCAGAUAAAAGGGAUGCGGAGGACCCGAAGAAGUCACGGUGCCCUAGAGCUUCAAAUCCCACCCCUUCUCCCUCCUUCUGAAACCCUCUCGCUGAGUCUCUUCGCCACUAUGAGACUCCUACCCAGCCGCGCCGCCCGCAUCCCCGGCCCUUCGGGCUCUCUGCGCUUGCUGCUCGCGCUGCUGCUGCUGACGCCGCCAGGGCCCCUCGCCAGCGCUGGCCCUGUCGCGGCCAUAGUGAGAGAGCUGCGUUGCAUGUGCUUAACCACCACACCGGGGAUUCAUCCCAAGAUGGUCAGUAAUCUGCAGGUGAUCGCCCCAGGACCGCAGUGCUCCAAGGUGGAAGUAGUAGCCACCCUGAAGAACAGAAAGGAAGUCUGUCUGGACCCAGAAGCUCCUCUGAUCAAGAAGGUCAUCCAGAAAAUGUUGGACAGUGGAAACAAGAAAAAUUAAGAGAAAGGACCGUGCAUUGGAAAAAUUGCCCAGUUCUUCAGCAGAAGAGUUUUCUGGGGAUCUCUGCACCCAGUGAAGACAAGAAGCAAGGGCUGAUUUUCUCCAAGGAGUUGGGUUUCUGUAUGAAUUCCCCACUGUGAGAGAGAGAUGAGAGGAGGGAAACUAUGUUUGUCCCUGCAGCUUUCUGCUGAGUUUAUGGUGUGUUUAGUGUAGUAUUUCCUGCUCCUUAUUUGCUGUCAUUUUAUCUGCUAUGCUACUGAAAUCUUUGGCAAUUAACUAAAUUGUGAAUCAAGA